Messenger RNA from Striga hermonthica, 963 nucleotides. The record is from the annotation of a GenBank genome assembly. NCBI's taxonomy places the organism in Eukaryota, Viridiplantae, Streptophyta, Magnoliopsida, Lamiales, Orobanchaceae.
AUGGCUCCCAAGGCUUCCAAGGCCGAGAAGAAGAUCGCUUACGAUCAAAAGCUGUGCAAAUUUCUGGAUGAGUACACGCAGGUUUUGGUGGUGGCGGCGGACAACGUCGGCUCCACACAGCUUCAGAACAUAAGGCGAGGUCUCAGAGGCGAUUCUGUGGUUCUCAUGGGUAAGAACACUAUGAUGAAAAGGAGUGUAAGGCUUCAUGCUGACAAGACUGGCAACCAAGAUAUUCUCAGUCUCAUCCCUCUCCUUGUAGGAAAUGUUGGGCUGAUCUUCACCAAGGGUGACUUGAAAGAAGUCAGCGAUGAGGUUGCAAAGUACAAGGUUGGUGCCCCUGCUCGUGUCGGUUUGGUUGCCCCAAUCGACGUCGUGGUCCCACCUGGAAACACUGGUCUGGACCCAUCCCAAACAUCUUUCUUCCAGGUCCUUAACAUCCCCACGAAGAUUAACAAGGGGACUGUUGAGAUCAUCACCGCAGUUGAACUUAUCAAGAAGGGGGACAAGGUUGGGUCCUCGGAAGCUGCUCUGCUUUCAAAGCUGGCCAUAAGGCCUUUCUCGUACGGGCUGGUUGUGCUCUCGGUUUACGACAAUGGGUCUGUUUUCAGCCCGGAGGUUCUCGACCUGACUGAUGAUGACCUCGUCGAAAAGUUUGCAGCCGGUGUCUCUAUGCUCACCUCUCUUUCGCUCGCCAUUGCUUAUCCGACCCUAUCGGCUGCACCCCACUUGUUGAUCAACGGCUACAAGAAUGUGUUGGCUCUUGCGGUAGAGACCGAUUACUCUUUCCGUCUGGCUGAUCAAGUCAAGGAGUAUCUUGCGGAUCCGAGCAAGUUUGCUGCUGCUGCUGCUGCACCUGUUGCUGCUGCUGCUGGUGGUGCUCCGGCGUCUGUGGCUAAGGAGGUUGAAAAGAAAGAGGAGUCUGAGGAGUCUGAAGACGACAUGAUUAUAGGCCUGUUUGAUUAA